Molecule: messenger RNA, 569 nt
Organism: Lobosporangium transversale
Lineage: Eukaryota; Fungi; Mortierellomycota; Mortierellomycetes; Mortierellales; Mortierellaceae
Exons: 1
Coding region: 11-469 (152 amino acids)
Source: RefSeq, a predicted model, not a curated record
CCAGACAGCCAUGUACAAGAGCUUCAUCUAUCUCUGCACGACCGGCCUACUUGCCUUGGCACAAGGACAAGACGUGGGCAGAUGUACCGAGCAUCUCCGCAAAUUUGAUCUCUGUGCCAACGAUGGCGCCUGGACUGUCAACAAGCUCCACCAUUUAUCUUAUAUGUUGAAUACGUUUAGUGAUAAUAUUGGCUUCAUAACCCAUUGGCGCAAUGAAGGUUGCGCGUCUGGACUGGGGACCAACAAGUGGAAGUGCUGCUACAAAACCUGGGACGGAAGCAACCUGGAUAUUAACUCGAAGAGAGAACUCCUGGACUCUGUUGGAGAUAUCAAGAGUGUCAUUGGUAAUGUUCGCGAAGGCACAUAUCUUCCAAGUUGGGUAGAGAGAUGGAAUGGAAAGACCCAGCUGUGGUGCAAUUAUAACAACAUGCCUUUCUCUUACAAGUGGAAGUGCCAGGGCCGCUCGUAGGCCGUAUCGAUCAGUUGACGGAUAUAAAAGACCAGGAGGAAAACAAAGACCUUUAUAAACAAAUAGUGUCAGGAAAUGCCCGACAAGAGCAUCCGUCGAU